CCUCCUCCCCUUUUGGGAAAAGGAAAGUGAAGAGUGAGUAGGCUCUGAGGAUGAUAACUUAGUGCAGAGCAGGGAGAGGGCAGCCAGUCCUUUCUCUCCCAGGCUCUGCCAAGUGCCCCCAUUGCAGAAGUGCUCAGGUCUGUCCUGUGUGUUUGGUGUGUUUGGGAAGGAGAACAGGAGAGAUGGCACAGGACACUGAAGGCAUCAGGGUUGCGCCCCAGGUGCCGAAGAAAGAGGAGAAGGAGAGGAAGAAGAGGAGGCGAAGAAAGAGGAAGAAGAAGGAGAGCAAGACACGGACUGUGCGCUCUAACCUGCUGCUACCUGGGCCUGAGACAGAGAAGCCCCAAAGGAUCCCCCUGGCCAACAAUCGCCUCAAGACCACCAAGUACACAGCUCUGUCCUUCCUGCCCAAGAACCUCUUUGAGCAGUUUCACCGCCUGGCCAAUGUCUACUUUGUCUUCAUCGCACUGCUCAACUUCGUGCCGUCGGUGAACGCUUUCCAGCCCGAGCUGGCCUUGGCCCCUGUGCUCUUCAUCCUGGCUGUCACUGCCAUCAAGGAUCUGUGGGAGGAUUACAGCCGCUACCGCUCUGACAAUGAGAUUAACCACAUGGAGUGUCUGGUCUACUGCAGGAAUGAAAAGAAAUAUAUGAACAGAUAUUGGAAAGAAGUAGAAGUUGGCGACUUUGUUCAGCUUCGUUGUAAUGAAAUCAUACCUGCUGACAUAUUGCUGCUCUCUUCAAGUGACCCCGAUGGGCUGUGUCAUAUAGAAACUGCUAACCUGGAUGGGGAGACCAAUUUAAAACAAAGACAGGUAGUGAGGAGAUUCUUAGAGUUGGACUCUGAAUUUGACCCCCUGAAGUUCACCAGUGUCAUUGAAUGUGAGAAGCCAAACAAUGACUUAAGUAGGUUUCGAGGUUACAUUGUACAUACAAGUGGGAAAAAGGAUGCACUAUAUAAAGAAAACCUUUUGUUGCGUGGAUGUACUGUUAGGAACACAGAAGAGGUUACAGGGAUAGUAAUCUAUGCAGGGCACGAGACCAAAGCUUUGUUAAAUAACAGUGGACCACGUUACAAGCGCAGUAAGCUUGAAAGACAGAUGAAUAUUGAUGUCCUUUGGUGUGUCCUCAUACUUAUAGUCAUGUGUCUAUUUUCAGCCAUCGGUCAUGGCCUAUGGGUGUGGCAAUAUGGUGAGAAGAAACCAGUUUUCGAUGUUCCCGGGCUUGAUGGCAACUAUUUAUCCCCAGUUCUAGCUGCAGUGUAUUUAUUUUUGACAAUGAUAAUAGUUUUUCAGGUUCUGAUUCCGAUUUCUUUGUAUGUAUCCAUUGAAAUAGUUAAAGUAUGCCAAGUAUUCUUCAUUCAUCAAGACAAGGAUUUAUAUGAUGAAGAGACCGACACUCAGCUACAGUGUCGAGCUUUAAACAUCACAGAAGACUUAGGGCAGAUGCAGUAUAUAUUCUCAGACAAGACUGGUACUCUUACUGAAAAUAAGAUGGUUUUCCGAAGAUGCACUGUUUCUGGAAUAGAGUAUUCCCACGAUGCUAAUGCCAGACGUUUAGCCAUGUACCAGGAAGCUGAUUCUGAGGAGGAAGAAACAGCAGCUAAAGGAGGAACAUUAUCCCAGCGGAACAGUGUCAGCAGUCAUCAGAGCAUUAAGGCUGUCCACAGAAGCCUGAGUAUGAAAUCCCACCGACGCACCGGCAGCAGGGCUGAAGCAAAAAGAGCAAGCAUUCUCUCCAAGCACACUGCAUUCAGUAGCCCCAUGGAAAAAGACAUCACUCCGGAUCCUAAUUUGUUAGAAAAAGUAAAUGAAUGUGCAAGAAGUCUUGAGGUUAUGAGAAGCCACGAACAACCAUUAUCCCAGCUCACCCCUGAACUUUCUGACAUCUUUGACUUUUUCAUAGCAUUGACUAUUUGCAAUACAGUUGUUGUUACCUCUCCAGAUCAGCCACGGCAAAAGGUUAGAGUUAGAUUUGAACUGAAGUCACCCGUAAAGACCAUAGAAGACUUCAUUCGAAGAUUCACUCCCAGCCGUCUGACCUCUGGAUCUAACAGCAGCAGUUCAUCAAGCCUGACUACCAGUAAAUCCAUGCCCAGACUCAGUUCUAGUAUCCUUUCAUCUACAUCCACUGAGAGCACUUUAUUAAAACUGGAAGAGCAGUUGGCACACUCUCCGCAGAUGAAUAACAAUGGAUAUAGCUCACAGCAGGGCAGAAGGGCUAUCAGGAGUGGACCUGAAGAAGGAGAACUCCGUUAUGAGGCAGAGAGUCCAGAUGAAGCUGCGCUUGUCUACGCAGCUCGGGCAUAUAACUGUGCUCUGGUUGGAAGGCUGACUGACCAGGUAUCAGUAGAGCUACCUCAUCUGGGAAGGUUAACCUUUGAACUCUUGCACACACUGGGCUUCGAUUCCAUCAGAAAAAGAAUGUCAGUGGUGGUUAGGCAUCCCCUUACAGAUGAAAUAAAUGUUUACACUAAAGGAGCGGAUUCAGUUAUUAUGGAUCUUCUUCUGCCCUGUUCUUCAGAUGACCCUAGAGGCAAACAUCAAAAAAAAAUCCAAAGCAAAACUCAGAAUUACCUUAAUCUGUAUGCUGUAGACGGGCUGCGGACCUUGUGUAUUGCCAAGAGAGUUCUAAGCAAAGAAGAAUAUGCUAACUGGCUAAAAAGUCAUUUAGUAGCGGAAUCGUCUAUUGAAAACCGCGAAGAGCUGCUGUUUCAAUCUGCACUUCGUAUAGAGACAAAUCUGCAUCUACUUGGUGCAACUGGUAUUGAAGACCGUUUACAAGAUGGUGUCCCAGAAACCAUUGCAAACUUACGCAAAGCUGGGCUGCAGCUUUGGGUUCUCACUGGAGACAAGCAAGAAACUGCCAUUAAUAUAGCUUACGCAUGCAAGCUACUAGAUCAUGAUGAGGAAAUCAUCACCUUGAAUGCUGACUCACCGGAGACAAGUGCUGCUUUGCUGGACCACUGUCUGCAGUAUAUAGAGUCUAAGUUUUCAAACAACACAAUAGACGAGACUGCUGGAAAUAUGACAGUUGGGUUUGGCCCUCUCUCUCCACCUUCAUCUUCAGUGCAUUCCAGCUUGGGCCUAGUGAUUGAUGGAAAGACUCUGGCUUAUGCACUGGAUAAAACACUAGGAGACAAAUUUCUUUCACUAGCGAGGAGAUGUCGCUCAGUUCUGUGUUGUCGCUCUACCCCACUGCAAAAAAGCAUGGUAGUAAAACUAGUCAGAGAUAAACUCAAAGCAAUGACCUUGGCAAUAGGUGAUGGAGCUAAUGAUGUCAGUAUGAUCCAGGUGGCAGACGUAGGUGUGGGGAUCUCUGGUCCAGAGGGCAUGCAGGCAGUGAUGGCGAGUGACUUUGCAGUCCCAAGGUUUCGGCAUUUGGAAAAGCUCUUGCUUGUUCACGGGCACUGGUGUUAUUCCCGGAUCGCCAAUAUGGUGCUGUAUUUCUUCUACAAAAAUGCAAUGUUUGUGGCCCUUCUCUUCUGGUACCAGUUCUAUUGUGGGUUCUCUGGCUCUUCAAUGAUUGAUCAGUGGUACCUGAUCUUCUUUAAUUUAUUAUUCUCUUCUCUUCCACAACUGAUCACUGGGGUGCUGGAUAAGGAUAUACCAGCUGAAGUGCUAAUUGGUGUACCUCACCUCUACAAAAGUGGCCAGAAAAUGGAGGAGUACCAACCACACAUGUUUUGGAUGAACAUGAUUGAUGCACUCUAUCAAAGUCUAGUUUGUUUUUUCAUCCCUUUUUUCACUUACUAUGACUCAGAGGUGGAUCUGUUCUCCUGGGGAACCCCCAUCACCACAAUAGCUCUUUUUACCAUCAUAUUACAUCUGGCUAUUGAAACCAAAACUUGGACUUUGCUCCACUGGUCAUCUUGUAUCUUCAGUAUCCUUUUAUUUUUCAUUGUCGCUCUCGUUUAUAAUGUUUCUUGCCCAAUAUGUUAUCCUCCAUCCAAUCCCUACUGGACUAUGGAAAAAUUGAUGGGCGAGCCUGUGUUUUACUUGAUUUGUAUUAUAUCACCAGUAGUUGCAUUACUGCCCAGAUUUCUGUACAGAACCUUUCAGGGGACAGUCUUCCCAACUCAACUUCAGCUUGGACGCCAGUUGAAUAGAUUACCUCCAGAGACUCGCAACCAGAUUCUGAACAGGUUGAAUAUCAAAAAGGAAUCCAUUCUCCAGAAGCCACCCUGUGCAGAACAUUCCCCACAGAAUCCUCAGUCAAAUGCUAGUGAUUGUUUUAAGGCCUGCAACCAAACCCCGCCUUCGCAACCAUCUCAGCAUGGAAAUGACCCAGCUUUCCCAUCAAAUACAAAGGCAGAACACACAGCAGGAUUGAGGGUUACUGCUUCUUCUCCUGGAGCUCUAUUAUGUGGGGGAAAUAAACACUCCUCAGUGGCAAACAGUCAAGAACAAUCCCUGGGAUUUCACGAAAUUAAUUACAACACUUCAGAGAUGGAGUCAAUGUCUGUAGAAGAAAUGUUCCCAUGGAACACAACAAUUGACCAGUCAGGCUUCAGUUUAUUGAACUGGAUCACAUCAACUUCCCUGUUCAGUCGGUUUGGGAGAGUUUUACAACAGUCACCACGUCGUUUACGAAAUGAAGUACAGGACAACGUGUCUGUGCUUGGCUCCAUAUCUUCUUUGCAUCAGGACUUCAAAGGCUUAACAGGGAAGUACUCAAACGACUUCCAGGAACAAAUUAAAGGGACCCCAACUAAUUGCUGUAAAAGUGAAACUCUUGAAACCACCUUCUUAUGACAUGGGCUUGAGUACAUUUAUAUAUUUUCUAUUUGCACAAAUGUAUAGUGAAAUUACUCUAAUUGUUUCCAGAGAUGAAACAGGUAAUCAAAAAAAUUAUUUAAAAAAUGUUUAAGUGCUAUAUAUUGAAAUAAGAGCUUUAAAUAUAAAGAAGAAAAUACACUUGAAUUUUCCAGUUCUCUCUUUAUUUUUUUCAUCUCAUUUUAUAAGAAAAUGCAGGGUUGUUUCUUUUUCAGUUGCUUCUCUUUCAUUCUGGCAAGUAUUGCAAGCAAUGGACCUACCUACUUUGUCCAAAUGGUCUGGAUUUCAGGAGAAAUUAUAGACAUGAUUAUAGUUGGGUUAGCAAUCAUGGAGGGGGAAAACAUGAUGGUAGCACUAUAUCCCAGCAGUUUGGAUAAUUUGUCAUCUGAUUUAAAAUAAAAAAAUCUCUGUGAGGUCUGACAAUCAAGUUUUUAAGGGGAAAACUGCUGGGCAGGUCUCUGAAAAUAUCCUACCUCUUUGUAAAUAUUAACAGUAUCUCACUACUGUAUAAAUACAUCUUAUAAAUGUCACCAUAUUUUGGUAUCGCCUCAGUAGCAUUUUAUUUCUCAUGAUAAAACAAUAAAUAAAUGACCAUCCAUAAUACAAAGUGGUUGCCCAGCCUGACAUUAAUAAGAGUUCAGUCCGUCACUUGCAGUCAGUAAAAAUAGUUUGCAUUUGGCAGGUCAGUCCAUUCCUUUUUAAAAGAAAAACUGCUUUGCUUUGUAAAGAGGUGUUAUGGGGGAAAGUGACUGUAUGCUGUAUGUGCAGUAUGGUAUAAGUCAGUGGGAAUUGAGAGCACACUCAGCAUUGAAAUGCCACAGGACUUGUUGAAGAAUGUAGGUCCAGUUUGAUAAAGAAUACAUGGAGAGCCCUUUGUUAUAGAUUACAACCUCUUUCACUUCUAGUUCAGUGACUUGAAGCCCAAGUCAUUAGUGACCAUCUUUACCUUGGGAGGCUGUUUUGGGUUUGUGUACAUAAUCACAUAGCGUGUGCCAUCUCCACACACGAACUAACACAGGAUAUAGUUGUCACUUAUUGUCUUUGCAGCCUGAGUUUUCAGAACAUCCCAUUUUUGUUUACUAUUGGUUGUGUAAGCUCAGAACUUGCACACCUCGUUCUCUGUCUGUUGACAGGAAAUCCCCAGCCAUAUUGGCUCCCAUGGAGUCCCUCAAUCUUAAGCCCCAAUAUUUGCCAUACAUUGGUUUCUAAGUCUCUCUGGGUAUUUUUAAAAGGGUUUCCAUGUUGGCCUCUUCCCACGAACACAGACAGAAUUGGUCAUAUCAGAAUGUGAAACUUGAACAAAGGGAAGAAGUAAAAGCAAUAUAAAUAAAGGGUUACUAUCAGCCUUCAUUUGUGUUGCCCUGAUAAAAUGUGACACACAAUUAUACAGCCAAACUACAUUUUGGAAUGAGAAUAUUUCUAUCUUCAUUAUGAAGUAAAUAUUGAAUGUGCUAAAUGUAUCCACACGUCUCACAUAUUCUAGCUUUUCAUUAAACAUGAGGUUGACUUGGGGAAGGACUUAUGACUUAAGCAGGGCUUUAUCAUUUUUUCCUCACCUCGAAAAAGAAUGUGUUAGGUCUAAAACAGAGGAAAUCUCUCUUUUUAAUAGACUCUUGGUGGCUGAAAGUGUUGUAAUGCUUCUACAUUCUGUAUGGUUACCUUAGGAAUCAGGCAGUAGAUUUCUACACAUGCUCAGAUCACGAAAUGCAGCCCAUAGAAUCCUGUUGAGAGGAUUCAUUUGUCCACUUGACCUUGCAGACAUUUAACAUAGACUAUGCAGCAUUUGCCAGCCCAAAGAACUCUCCUAGGUGGAGCUACAAUCUCUUUUUUAAUGGCAAAGGAAGUAAUGGCUCAACUUUUUAAAGCAAUAACAGUGUGAAAAUAUUUCCAUCUGGUAGAAACAUUUCCUCGCUUGUAAAACAGGAUGUCAGGGUGAAAUCCACUCCACCCACAUAAAGCCAGACACCAAGUGGGUGGAGUUCGGAAAAGCUGGGACCAUCACAUCCACUCCCUGGCCCAACAAUAUCUGUGACCAGGGCAGGAGGCUGCUGUGUAUGGCCCUUGUGGCUGCUAUUGCAGCACAGCUCCAGAUGCCCCAAGGCAGGAUCCAUGGAAAUGCAGAUCCUGUGGCCCUUCCGCUUCUCUCCCUAUCGUUGUUACUGCAUUGUAAUAGCAUUUAGAGGCACCAACCGAAACUGGAGCCCUAUUGUGCUAGGCACUGUAGAAACAGAUACUGGCGACCUGUACAUUGAUUUUAAAUAACUAGAUAUAAGUACAGUAAUAUUAACAAAAAACUCUAACAUCUUAGUGCCUCAAUUUCAGAUGUUAUAUUUCUGGCAAAUAUUUACUAUGAGGCAAAACCUGGCAUACAAAAUCUUGAAAUGGAAGCAAAAUUGUACACCAGUAUUAUUUACUUGGUUCAGCUGUAUUUAACUUGUAUUUAUGUGCCAAGAUCAUAAUGCCUCUAUUUUUGAUGCAGAUGUAAAACCAAGACCCUGGCCACUGGUGACUAUUGAUGGACCUCUGGUCCUUUUCACAAGUUCAGAGGUGAUAUGGUUGAUCUGCGAACCCUGGCCCAAUUCGGAUUACAUUCCACAUCGAUUUAAGGGCUUUGUUCAGGAAAAUAGCUGAUUCCUGAUGGCUGCUAGGGAAUGAAAGCUCCUCAGGCCUCCCUAGUUACGCAGCUCCCAAGGCUUCAAGGGGCAACUUUCCCAUCCACCUAAUAUAACAUUAUGAGUUGGAUGGUGAGAAGGCUCAACAUCUUACAGGAUUGGGUUUUACAUGACCACUCAAGAUGGCCUUCUUUCCACAACUGAUGUCCCAGACUCCACUCACUCGGUUAUGAUGUUGUGCCACUUUGUCACUUCCUGUCCGAAGCAGCUGUGUCGUGCUUCACUAAGCUCACUCCAUUCUCGCACUGUCUGAAUUUUGGUUGUGGGUUAAGUGAUCAUUAUCAACAGACAGAUAGUCUGUGUGAAACGUUUUGAGAUCUUUAUUGAUGAAAGGUGCUAUAUCAAAAUAUUUUGUACUUACUGGUAUAUUGUUUAUAUUGCAAUACGUGGAUAUGUUAAAGUAUGGUUAAAAUAAAUUCCAUCAAACCUG
Molecule: messenger RNA, 7874 nt
Organism: Caretta caretta (loggerhead turtle)
Lineage: Eukaryota; Metazoa; Chordata; Testudines; Cheloniidae
Gene: ATP10A
Product: ATPase phospholipid transporting 10A (putative)
Biological process (GO): phospholipid translocation
Cellular component (GO): plasma membrane
Molecular function (GO): magnesium ion binding; ATPase-coupled intramembrane lipid carrier activity; ATP hydrolysis activity
Source: RefSeq, a predicted model, not a curated record